This is a messenger RNA of Vicia villosa (hairy vetch), 384 nucleotides long. RefSeq lists its product as uncharacterized. The transcript is spliced from 3 exons. Bases 1 to 384 code for a protein of 127 amino acids. The record is from RefSeq and is a predicted model, not a curated record. NCBI's taxonomy places the organism in Eukaryota, Viridiplantae, Streptophyta, Magnoliopsida, Fabales, Fabaceae.
AUGGUUUAUCCUGAUGAGCUUGACAUCUUACUGGAAAAGAAAAUUGCUUUGAGAGCUAAGGUACAGCCAACCUUUGGGCAAGCAUCUGUUUGGAAGUUGUCGUACGAUGAAGAAUUUGUCAACCAAAUUGAAAAGGAUUAUAUUGCUAAUGAGGCUCAUAGUAUUCCUGUCACGCAAAAUGCUGUUGCUGAUCACGUUGAAACUUCCAUGGAGUCGUUAUCUGCAUUUGGAGAAAAUGAUCCAGACAAGAGUUUGGCCAAUACCCCUUCAAAGAGCGUAUCUCAUGCCGUUGAUGCCGAAGAUUCGGAUUGUCAUGUUUUAGGGCUUACUCAAUACUCGGGAACCAAACCACCCAAAAAAGUGAAGAUUGAACCAAAUGCUUGA